Messenger RNA from Phalaenopsis equestris, 1309 nucleotides. Its product is annotated as 3-deoxy-manno-octulosonate cytidylyltransferase, mitochondrial. Bases 88 to 984 code for a protein of 298 amino acids. The transcript is spliced from 8 exons. The record is from RefSeq and is a predicted model, not a curated record. Gene Ontology annotation, molecular function: 3-deoxy-manno-octulosonate cytidylyltransferase activity. Gene Ontology annotation, cellular component: cytosol. NCBI's taxonomy places the organism in Eukaryota, Viridiplantae, Streptophyta, Magnoliopsida, Asparagales, Orchidaceae.
UGUAACUGUGUAACGGGCCCAUAAUCGACCAACUAUCGCAAACCCCCUUGCUCAUUGCACCCGGAAGGGCUUUAGAAGUCUACGGCAAUGACAGUGUGCUCGUCGGGAUCCGGACCUUCUAGUUCUACCGGGAAGGCGUGGAUCGUGCACAGCCUUCUCAUCGGAGCGGCGGUCGCUGCAGCGGUUGUCGCUCAUGGAGUCUUUUUCCGUCGGCUAAUACGGCGGGGCGGUUACCGUAGCCGAGUAGUCGGAAUCAUUCCGGCUAGGUUCGCUUCAUCGAGAUUCCAGGGCAAGCCCCUUGUUCACAUCCUUGGAAAGCCGAUGAUCCAGAGGACAUGGGAGAGGGCAAAAAUGGCUUCUACUUUGGACCAUGUUGUUGUUGCGACUGAUGAUGAAACAAUUGCAAAAUGCUGUCGCGUUUUUGGAGCUGAUGUGGUAAUGACUUCUGAAGCUUGCAAGAAUGGAACAGAACGCUGCAAUGAAGCGCUAGAAAAACUUGGGAAAGAUUAUGAUAUUGUUGUCAAUAUACAAGGAGAUGAGCCUCUUAUUGAACCGGAGAUAAUUGAUGGCAUUGUGAAGUCCUUGCAGCAAUGUCCUGAUGCUGUGUUUAGUACCGCUGUAACAUCCUUAAAGCCUGAAGACGGGACUGAUCCCAACCGUGUAAAGUGCAUUGUGGACAAUAAUGGUUUUGCAAUAUAUUUUUCGAGAGGAUUAAUUCCCUAUAACAAGUCAGGAAAAAUUAAUCCGCAAUUCCCAUAUCUACUUCAUCUUGGCAUUCAGAGUUAUGAUGCAAAAUUUUUAAAAAUCUACCCAAAGCUUUCACCAACUCCUCUUCAGUUAGAAGAAGAUCUUGAGCAGCUUAAAGUUCUUGAGAAUGGUUACAAGAUGAAGGUUAUCAAGGUUGACCAUGAAGCUCAUGGAGUAGACACACCUGAAGAUGUUGACAAGAUGGAAGCAUUGAUGAGAGCGAGAAAUAUAGCAUAAAGGUGAUAUCUCCCCUUCCAAAUUAUCUCCAUGUGGUAGCAAUGUCUAUUUAUGGAUGCAUCUAUGCAUAUCAAGCAAUUUUUGUUGUUGUUGUUGUUGUCGUCGUCGUCGUUUGAGGUGAUUGGUUGCUUGCCAAAGCCACACGGGUCUUGUUAAUCUAAAUUUUAGUAUGUUCGGCGUAUUUAUGAAUCAUUAAUAAGAGAAUUAUUCUCAGUUGGAUCUUGUUUUCAUGCAGGACUAGAGCCAAUUGUAAAUUUUCCUUCGAUAUUGUUUUGUGAUUUUUGGGGGAUUCACAUCUUAACCAUAUGAUUCUUAUGUUUUUACA